Molecule: messenger RNA, 19993 nt
Organism: Porites lobata
Lineage: Eukaryota; Metazoa; Cnidaria; Anthozoa; Scleractinia; Poritidae
Source: the annotation of a GenBank genome assembly
GCUCCUUCACUGACUAUCAACACUCUUGAGUUCCCAGAUGAUCACGUGUUGCUCGUAGGAUACAGCGUAACAAUAGUUUGCACUAGCAACGCUUCCAAAGAAAACUAUGGCAUUCCAAGUUUCGGCCAACCGUAUUGGAUCCACUUCUACUUCAAUGAUAAUCCUUUUAAAAUAAAAGAAUGCGGUGGUAGAACAAAUGAUAUUGAAGAAAGCAAAGUUUGUACCCAUGUUAUUAACAAUGCAUCAAGAAGUGAUUCUGGUAAUUACACUUGUUGGGCAAAUAAUCAAUUGCAAUGCACGGCGGGCUCUAUAGAGCUAGUGUUUAAAGGUAAGCAGUAAAGUGCAUAUUUGUACUUUUUAUUAUACCUCUAUCAAGAAGUGGUCAUGAUUCUGGUAAUUAUAUUUCUUGGGCAAAUAAUCAAUAAUAAUAAAAUAAAUAAAUAAAUAAUUUACUAUAGCGCCUUUUAACAUAAAAAUGAUCAAAAACGCUUUACAUUACUGAUGAUUAAAAUCAUAGAAGGAAUCUAUGAUAGAUAAAACCGAUUAAAAGUAAUAUGCUGAUAAAAAUACAUACAGAUAAAUAAAAUAAAAGUGAAAAUAAAAUCAAGUUAAAACUACAUAAAAGCUUAUAUAAAAAGAUAUGUUUUGACAUGUCUCUUAAGUUACCCGAUAUCACGGAUAUGCGCGAGACGGCUGUUCUUCAAUUUAAGAGCGGCAGCGGAAAACUAUCUAGCGCCUAAUGUUGCCAGCAUACGCGUCUUAGGAUGAUCUAAAACAGUGGAGUGAUACCAUCUUGAUUAAUAUGAAGAAGAGGUCCUUAUGCUAACUAUAUCGCUUAUGUAUCCAGGUGACAUGCCAUGAAUGGCCUUAAAAGUGAUAGUUAAAGCUUUAAAAUAGAUACGGUAAAUCGCUGGCAGCGCUAGCCAAUAAAGACUAGAAAGAGCUGGCGAAAUGGCGAGAUACGGUCGUUAAGUCUUGCCCCAAUGUUCUGAACGGAUGUUAUGAAUAUCAUAGACACAGGCUUUACCCAUUAUUUGCUUAAUAUGAUUGUUCAUACUAGACUUAGUUUAUUGUCAAUAACUGCCCCCAAGUUUCUAGCAUUCAACGAAGCAUCAAUAUCAUGAUCACCAACUUGCAGACUGAAGGCGCCAAGUUUAUUGUCGGGAGCUGCUGUCUAGUCUCGAUGACGAGAAAUUCAGUUUCAUCGUUAUUUAGAAGCAACCUUCCAUCAGUCAGCGAUUUCCGUAAGACACGUAUGCACUCCUCCAUAGCACGCAGUGCCUCAUCUUGUGCGUUAUCGUCACCUUCUCUGAAACUGAGUUACAGCUGCGUGUCGUCCGGGAAACAAUGAACUUGCGGGAGAUGACGCUCAAUAGCCUUAAACAGCGAGGAUGUUUAAAUCACGAACAGCAAGGGUCCCAGACAUGAACCCUGAGAUACGCCACAGUCAGGUGAGAACUGUCUAGAAAGCGAUCCAUCGAUGGCUGACUCCGAUUCGAGUGAUAUUAGCUGAACCAGCACAGGUAGCCCAAGCUCGAAAUAUGAGCAUCGGCGAGCAUCGGCAUUGUUGCGUAACAUUCAAAAUAUAAGGAUUUGUAUGGGAACAAAACCUAUCGUUUCCGUAACUUACGAAAAUGAAAGGAUUUCAAUAAAAAACAGCUUACCUUACUUAAAAUGUGUGUUACGUCUCUCCUGUGUGGUCCACGGGCCGAUUUAUGGCCGUUCUAUGGGUUUUUACGUAAACGGUUUUCUCUCUAUAUAAAGGUUUACCGAGGUUGGGCACUCCAGCGAAGAGGCUCGACUGAUCCACCGAAGGAAAACGGCCGGAAAUUCGCUCCAACUGCUCCAAUCGCCUCCAAAUUCCGCCUGGGUAAAACGUGAUAGUUCUUCUUUCCAUUCGUUAUCUUGCUUCAAGACUCCUUUGCAACGAGAGCGAAUCAAAGGUCGCAAAUCUCUGCAACCUUUCCCGUCUGAAGCCAUCGACUGAGGCUCGGCCUGAACUCCGCGUUACCGUUGACAGAUAGCAACACUGCCUGAGACUCAAAAUACUCACACUCGGGGUGGGAAACAGUCUCUUGCUCCCGUUGUCACAAUAGGAAAACAACGGGAGCAGGAGACUGUCUCCCACCCCAACUACUAAUGAAGGAAUAUUAAGCAACAUCCCUUGUCCAUUGUUCAAGAUAGUUUUUCUUUUAGCCUGAGCUCCCAGCCAUUAGAAAUAAUUUCAGAAAUAGGCCCUGGAUUCCGUGAAAUAUCCAUCCACACUGUUGUAUCUAAUGGAGGGUGAUGUACUGCAGUCAGGAGAGAGGUCGAUCCACGUUUUUUCAAUUUUGUAAGGUGGAAAGACUUUGGUGCUGCAAAAUCCAACAGAAUAAGGUCGCACAGUAACACGAAGCCAUGAAGGUUUUAAAUCUGUAAAAUAUACUCCAAGACUUGAAAAACUCUCGUUAGAAAGGAACCCCAGUAGAAGCAAAGUAUUUGUAGUGGCAAGAUUCACCUUAGCAAAAUGUAAAAGGAAAUAUAAAAGCAGCAAAACUGAGAGCGCUGGAUGCUGCGUCCGCCAUCAUAUACGCAUGUCUGAUUAGGACGUUUAAGCUACGAAAACGUCACUAAAAAAGUGAAUUUGAGCUGCAUUAACCUUAAUCGCGCUUAUUCCAUCUCGUUCAAUUCGUCAGGAAAAAGUUCAGGAAAAAAAAUAAAAUUCUUGUCUUGUGUUCCCGUCCUCUACAAAACGUGAAAUGAGGUAGUUUCACGUUGUAGCCGUGCAACGACGGCAGACAAAUGUACAAAAAAGCGUGCUGAAAGUGCAAAGUUCUUGUUCUGCUAAUCUAAACAUACUACAUUUUUUCCCGUUCUCUUGGCCGUCGCCGUCGUCGUUGCCGGCUUAAGGUCCCUAGCUGCAUUGUACGCGGACUCUAUGUAUUGAGAGCUAGUGUUUAAUAGCCUGCGAAGCUGGCGGUAUUGUGUGAUUAAAGAUUUGGCGGCGGAGCCGCGAUCCAAAAAAUGGAGUGGGGAUGAGGUGUUUAUUUCUCGCGCCUUGGCCGCUAGUGGCGGCCCCGCCGCCAAAUCUCACUCGACUAGUACACAAUACCGCCAGCUACGCAGGCUAGUGUUUAAAGGUAAGCAGUGAAAUUAUCCACCUUGAGGUUUUCUGAUUUCCUCUAGAUUUUCUUUAAACUUACUACAUAGAGGUGUCUGAUCAAGAAACACCAGUCGUUUAAUCAUAGUCAACUGAAAUCAGUUAGUAAACAAUUCAUUACAGUUAGAUACGAACUCUUUAAUAAAAUGCGCAAAAACUCCAUACUUUCAAUUUUUAGACGUAAAUGACUCUGUUCUGAGCCAAAUAAUGAUACACAGAUAAAUAUUUUGUUUUCCUUUUGUACAACAUCUAAGUUUAUUGUUACGUUUUGUUGUUAUGAUCUAGAGAGCUCCUCCCCAAUUUUUACUGUCAACCCUCCGGCUAAAAAGUUUAUUUCGCGUGGAGGAAGAGCGAACUUGACCUGCAAGGCAGUAGGUAUUCCAAACCCCGUGAUUACAUGGUACAAGGAUGGGAUUCCAGUGCCCGAGUCAAACAUCACCGAAGCAAGAGGUCUCUCGACCUUAACUUUGGAACUGGUCACAGCACUUCACCAAGGGGAAUACUGGUGCGAGGCAAGAAACUCGCAAGGAUGGAGCAGAUCCUCUAGUACAAUACUGAGUAUGAAGCAAAGUAAGUUGUUAUAAUUGGAUAUUUUCAGUUUUAAAGUUCUGUUUUUCUUUCUUUUUUCGCUCGAACACCAGUAAAAUAAAAGACACGAAAGUUCUGAUUUGAGUGCAAAGAACUGUCUUCAUCGUAUCGCGUAUUAAAAAUUAAAUUUUAUACCUUGGAGAAUACGAUGGAUAACUGUCACCACCUUCGAUAAGUACUUAAAGAGUCUUUGGUGCAAUUCAGUGUUGCGUGACUCCCGCGGGUACUUCGUAACCAGCCAUAGGUUCCAAUCAUUGUAUUUUUUAUUCGUAGGCGAGUGCUCUUUUAAGAAUCUGUGAACGAGUUGCAUGUCGUCCUUUUAGCUCAUGGGCGUCAUAAAAUGAAUUAAUGGGCCAGUUAAAAAUCACCUGAAUCCAGCCUGGUAUCUAGGUGUUCUAUCUUGCUUCCUAAUCCGGCGUGCCUCAUAGCUCACGGUAGUCGGCCACGUUUAACCGAGCCCGGGGCUCUUGGUGACUAGGGUGGGUUAAAGCAUUCAAGUGGCGGAUUCCCUCUACCAAAAAUGGCAAACAAAAGUAAAGAAUUCACUGAUGUAAAUUCAUUUUGAGUUUCAGUUCGCUAAGAAAUAAUUGAGUGCAUAGCUACUGAGAUACACUCGAGUAAUAAGAUUUGUUUCAUUUUUCUACCAGGGCCAACAAUUUCACUUUAUCCUCAAAACGUGGCAGUAUCCUUAAAGCAAAAUAUCACCAUGGUUUCCUUCGCUUGUAAAGCCGCCGGAUCACCUCCACCUGUAGUUACUUGGUUAAAGAACAACUCUACACAGCCCAAUGGAACAGUGCUUGAAAUUGAUGGAAUUUCAUGGCUCAUUCUUGUUUUAGUGGAAAUACAGAAAGGCGAAGAUAGCUACGUCUGCGUUGCUAGGAAUUCAGAAGGGGAAGCUUAUUCCUCAGAAGCAAUGGUGAUCAAUACAAUACCAGGUGCGGACAAUAAUUUAUGGCUGUUGCAAAGAUAUGUUUACCCUAAAAGGUAAGCUCCAUUUCCACCGCUCCUCCGAGUCCGGGGUGAGUGCAGUUGGUUAUCGAGUGUACCUUCCUAGUAAAAGCUAAGGGAAUCUGACCGUAAGCAAGGGCGCGGCAUUUCGAAAGGGUUAACUGAAUGCACUUAAUACCUAUUACACUUAUAAGACAUAAUAAUGAAGCAUCAAUGGUGGAGACAAGAACGCGCAUUCGCCUGCUCUCGGCUCUCUACAUCUUAGCCACCUUGAACUUCCUUCUUAACCACUUCUUUUACCACCGAUCAAGUGCUAACAACAUUGCGAAUCUAAGGACGAACACUUGAAAGAAAACAAUUGCUACAUUUCCCUCCUACACUGUAUUUUCUGAGACUCGGCCAGUUCGUCGUCGGUUUUUACAACUCUCGAAUUGCUCCGCAUCUUUCAACCCCCUUGUAUUGCUCGAGAUUGCACGCUGUGGUGAUAUACACCAGGAGCUGAACGUUAAAUCUUAUGGCUGAGCUUCCAAUAAAAAAAUAAAUAAAUAAAAAAAAAUUAUAAAAAAAACAAUCAAAUCAGCAACAACAAAGGACUAAGUUUAAGCAGUUCGGGUUUUUAAAAGACAAAUCCACCACGGCCCAGUUACUUCAAUCUUUCAUAACAUAGGCGAAAAGCUGGACAAGCGAGUGUAAGUUGAUGCUAUCUAUCUUGAAUUCGCUAAAACCUUUGACAGGGUAAACCACAGUGCUGUUUAGAAACUCUACCGAUUCGACAUCUGCGGUACCCAGUGUUGCCCUGGUUCGAAGACUAUUUGACUGACCGUGUCCAAAGGGUUGCCGUUCUCGGCGUCAACCCUGAACCUCUCCCUUUGUUAUCAGGCGUCCCGCAAGGAUCAAUACUUGGACCACUCUUGUUCCUCAAAAUAUAAGGUGGACCCCUUGAGCUCUCAAUUUUAUCCUUGACAUCAGCAGCGGGCAAAAAAAAAUCAUUUUGUCUCUGCCGUAUCGGUCCGAACCAAGCAAAGACUAUGGAAAAAUGAACCUCUACCUUUUUGUUAUUGGCAUGAAUUUUUAGACUCGGUGUAUGUAUUCAGAUGAAUAGUUAGUCUAUCGGAUUCUUUUAUUUCGGUAAUUUACCCACAUGCACUAGACCCAGGCGCUCUGACUCCUCUCAAGGUACUCCGCGGAAUACGAUUAGAGCCUUUGAGAACAGUUUUUACUGGAAGACUUCCAAGAACCUGGAACACCUUAUCAGCCCGCCUCCAGAACUUAAACUGUUCAGUAGCGCACUUUAAGAAAGAACUUUUUAAUUAUUGUUUGCCUCUUACUAAGUCUGAGUGGUUAUGAUUUCUCCAACUCCCCCCUCCCCCGCCCCCCUUACCAAACCCAAGACCUACAAAAGUAUGUCUAUCAAGUGCCACACUAGUCGGCCAUUGACCCGCUUGCUCGAUGAAAUGUGUUGUUGAUUCUUUUAUCAAUGUUUACAAGCCCUAUUAUGUUUGUUAUUGCGGUUUCUGUUGUUUUUUAAGCAUUGUUACUAAGUUACUAUUGUUUGUAUAAGUAGUGUUUUUUUUUUAUUGACCACGUAACGGAGCUCGCUCUGUGAGAUAUCUUAGCGAAGUUUGUAAAUAAAAUAAAUAAUUAAUUAAUUAAAAAUAGAGACCAAUUUCUCAAUUGAUAAGAUUCGACGAUGAUAUGCAUAUACUUUUGUAGCAUCAAAGACGUUUUAAGUUCUGACUCUCGCUGUGUCUAAUAGCUUAUUGUUUAAACUUGUAAUAUUCACACACUAUAAGCGUUGCAGACGUUUGUCAAGAGGAGGUUGGGAAAGUGUUUGAGUAUAGUAGGAGUUGCCAAACGGCUGUAGGAAAGCUCUUCUUCAUUUCGGGUGGCAAACGGAGAUCACAUGGAGAGCUUGACAAGCUAGGCUAAAAAUAAUCUCUAUUUAGUCCCUAGAGAAUGUCACGUUCCCUCGUUAGUUCAAAAUAGCAGCUAUUUAAAAUAUAAAUUAGAACUUUUCUCUUAAAAAACUUCAGAUAUAGGCCCUUCAAUAUAUCGGCACCCAGAAAAUCGCACAGCCUCUCCUGGUGAUCAUGUGGUAUUUACAUGCGCUGUCGAAGGACUGCCGGCCCCUUCGAUUAUUUGGCUGAGAGAUGGAUUGGAAGUGACUGACAGAAAGGCCAAGACAUACCAGGGAAGAGACAGUAUCAUUUCAGAACUGCAUAUUGCCUCCGUUGAAAAACACCAUUUUGGUAAAUAUACAUGUCAGGCAGGGAACACAAUAGGAAUUGUUGUCUCAAAGGAUGCAUUGCUUUCUUUAGCAGGAAGGCGUCCAUUGAAAGGCAAGUAUUCUGCACUGAGGGAGGAGUGUGUGGUACCCAUCAAAUGUUUAUACGAGGAGGCUCCGUCCCGAGGUCCAACACCUUAGCCCGCAACUUUUCACGAAAAAGGUACUCCUUUCGUAUACCCUCUAUUGGCAAACAGUACCCGUUUCAUGUACCUUGCUAAGAACGUUGUAUCCCCUUUAACUGCUGUAAAUGCAUUGUCUUUUAAAAAAGGAAUCAGUCACAAAACUAUAACGUUUUCUUGACUUUUCAUAGCCAUAAAAUUCAUCUGUUAGCUCUUUUGGGCCCUUUUACAGACCCAGAUGAUAGUUUUCCGUACCCUUUUAUCUAGUUCAACUAGUGAAUAACAUAAAAAUGAUCAAGGAUAUGCUAGGCACUAAGUUAGCUAAGGUCUGUCAUGUUCCAUCGUUUCUAAAACUAGAGACUAACAGCCCUGGGCCUAUUGACCAGGUUCCUAAUGGAGCUUAAUCAUUAUUUGGCCAUUCUAAUCCGAUCUGGAUCUACGCUAUUCAAAGUCGUCGAGCAGCACUCAACUAAACAGUGGCUACGGCGCUGAAUGCAUAAAUUACAAAAUUAAAAUACAUUUAUUUGACCUUACAAAAUUCCAGACGAAAAUCUUUUAGAGGAUCGGACUGAUUGGUAAUGCGCCCCGGAGUCAGGGUGUAAUCAAGCCCCAAGUUCCAACCCCUUACUUUGUUGCAUAUACCAUUUUUAACAGAAAAGGUACCCCUUCUCUGCCUUCCAAAAAUUGCACCCCUCUCACGUAUUUGUUUAAGAACUUUGCAUUCGUUUCGACUGCUGUAAAAGCACUGUCUUUUAAAUAUGAAUACGUCGGGCAAAACCGGAACGUUUUCGUGUCUCUUUCACAGCCAUAAAAUACAGACCGAACUUAAGCAAAUUUCCCUACCCUUUCAUAUACUUCAGCUUAAGUGAAAUUCCCACCAUUUCAUAUACCUGAAGUCUGAAAAAGGUACCCCGUUCGGACGGAGCCUCCUCGUUUUGGCCUUAAUAAGGAGCCCCCCUGGUGAUUUGCACGAAUAGGUUGUCUCAAUGCUCCAACUCAAUGCUCCAGUUGUAGUGCUAGUAUCAAACAUGAACAGAAACAAACAGUCAAUUCCACCGAUCUGAGAAUUUAUAACUGGUACAAGCCCGGUAAAGAAAGUGCGAGAAAAUAUAUUGUAUGGAUAACAACAACUACAUGUUCACUUCUCAUUGAAAUGCUUAUCUCUCUCGCUCUUUAUAGGUGAUACUUCAGCUUCAACAAGCGACGAUCAAUCUCCUCUCCUGUGGAUCUCAGUUGCUGUAGCAGGAGUUUUAUUGUUUGUGAUGGUGUUACUAAUACUGGUGAUCUAUAGGAAGAACAGAAAUGCUGCGUUUAGGGUCGAAAAAGAGGUAAAAUGAAGAAAAGAAUUACACAUUGACAUUGACAUGCAUAAUAAGACACAGUAUAUUAUAUUGCUUACUAGUAUGAAUUCCGUUAUUGCUAUUUAUUUUGUCAAUACGAUUUAUCAAUAAAGGUAUUCCUGACCUUCAAUCGGCGAAAAAAUUGCUGAGACCUGUUCUCAAAUAGGUUUCGGAGAACAAAACAUUCAACACCCCUUCCCUCCAUUCAAAGUUGGGGUUUUAAACUUUGUUCUUUCCUUCAGGUAGCUCUAACAUCGACACGAUAUUACCUGGAGGAGUUGGGGGUGGAAAGCUUUAUUCCCCCUUCUUAAGCUUCUAGACACUUUUUCUUUGUGAAAAGUGUCUCAACUAAAUUUGUGGCCGAUUCUACACUGCGGCUAAACCGCUCGUUACUUUCACCUUCAGUGGCGGAUUCAGGGUGAGGGUCGGUGUGGCCGGACCCCCCCCCCCCCCAAAAAACAACACCACCACUUUCUUCAGACCUGACGACGUUUGUUUGAGGCGGAUAUUCUUAUAUCGACAGGAUCGUAUAUCACUUUUUAACUGGCUGAUUUUUUUUUAAUGAAACGAGCGUUACAUUUUGCUACUAAAGUAAAUUCCAGGGAUAUUAAAAAAUGUAAUUGUUUUUGGGUACCUUCCUGUGAUCUACUUGCCUCUUCUAACAAAGCAGUAUAUCCCGCCCCAAAAUGCGCUCGCGUUCACAGAUUGAGAAACACCUGAUUGUGUCUGUCAGAAGUAAUUAGCCACAAAAACAGUUCAACAGUCCUUUCUGAACCAAAGUUUGGACCCCCAAUCAAAAGUUCCUGGAUCCGCCCCUGAACUUUGUAAUAGCCCUAUGGUAUUAAUCAGGAGCCAGUAGCCCAAGAGCGAAAGCAGAUUUGAUUAUAUUAGGGGGUGUUUACAUGACACCGGGGCGACUUUCGCGCCAGCGCGAGUUCACUCCGGUUACCUGUCAUUGCUCUACAUUUGUUUACAUGAUACCACCACAAAAUGUCAUGCCGGCGCGAGUCACCCUGGCGUGAGUCCCCGGUUGUUGUAUCGGGGCGAGAAUUUCACUCCGGUACGAAAUCUCGCAAAGGUAUCAUGUGAAAGCGAAACGAUCACCCGCUUCGGUGUGAAUUCGGUCUGCCAGUGGCCUGGAACGGGUAGCGCAUGCGUAAUGUUUGCGAUUUUGAAUCGCACGUGUAUUUUAUCAACAUGAAGUAUACCUUCAAAUAACCCAGAUAUGAAAUGACCCAUGAUCAUGUGAACGCGAUACAAUAAGUCAUGCCGAUAUGAAACUCGCGCCGGUGCGAGUUUUCUCAUGUAAACACCCCCUUAGAAAGCGGUAUCAGACGUACUUUGCUAGACGAAGCGUAUCUUACAGUCCAACUCCCCUCCGCCCGGCCCUCACCCAUUUUACAUGUUCCUACUCACCUGUGCUUCCCCUAUGAUAUUUUAUGCUAACGUCAAAGUUUGUAUUCUUUUUUACACAGAUCAUCAAAGAACAAAGAUAUUCAAAUCUUUACAUCAACAGAGAUGCUAUCACUCAGCAACUGCCCAGUUCCUCAUUAAAUGGAACAAAAUAACUAGGAAAUACGGCUAGUGUGUGUAAAUGUUUAAGCCUUAAACUGAACGUUUAACGUUCUUUAAUAAUAGUCCACAACUUUGUGUGCGGCAGGCUUGUUUUAGAAGCUAAAUUGGACAGAGCCAGCUUAGUUCAGAGAUGUACCAAACUAUAGCAUCGCCGUUUAGCGAUAUUCCGAAGGCAGGCUGGCCCACCUGCUGAGAUAGCCGGUUGCUCAAGCCAGCGGCCAAACCCGGAUUCGCAAAUAAAAUUAACGAAAAUCUCGGCUCAUAUAAACAGGCCGAUGACUGUCCAGAGAAGAGCCUCUAUGUAGCACUCGUGUUAGAAAAGCUUGAGCUUGGCUACCAUCUAUAUACUAAAGUCAAACUUCCUUUAAGCCGGAUCAUGAAGCUUAUCAAGAAUCGAUCCCAACCCCCCUCCCCUUUUCCCUUUCUCCCAAUCUUCUUCCCUUAUAGACGCCUGUUACGCAGGCUACCAAUAAUCGAAGCACAAGGAUUUUUUUCCGAGUAUAAGAGUCCUCACACAUAAUUUCUGAAGAAUAUAUUACCGCGUGCAAGUUACUUAUUAUAAACUUUCCCCGCAACCGCUUUUGGAGGGCCUCCAAAAGUGGUUGCGGCCGCUCAUGAGAGCUGCUUUUUGCGAGAGUUUCCAAGUAUAAUUGCAAUUUGGCUGGGAAAAGUUUGUUUUCUUUGGAUAUAGAUGGCUGCUUAUGUUAGGUCAUGUCCGCUCACGAGAGUGGUAGUCCUCGAUGGAGGUUCGACUGUAUUCAACAUAAUAUCCUGAAUAUCUAUGGGCUUUCUUUUAUUCAGCUAUCAUCUUAAGUAACCUGGAAGCGAAGGUAAAUUAAGUAACUAUAUGGCACAAUGCCGAGUCAAUUCCAAAACUUGUUGUAUGUACAUAGUUGGAAUUCCACAAUAACUUCCCCAAAAAGCAUGUUCUAUUUCUGAUUUCACGAUUAGUAAAUACAUUUGUUGUUAAGCGAUCAUUCAGGCCACCCCUAUAAAUGUUACGUUUCCCAUCGCCCGAACGACCCAUUUUUUUCGAAAAGUAAAAAAAAAAACAGACAAAUUCCAGGCUCACUAGUCAAAGCCAAGUACUUUAAUUAACAAGCAUACGAUCUUGUUUAAUUAACAACAAUUGGUGUGAUGUGAUGUCCUUGUCUUUCAUUAACAUCAACACUACGUUUUUUAAAGGUUGUUUAGACAUUCGAUAGUCGAAGAGACCACGUUGUCGAGUUGCCUUUGUAACCAGGCUUUUCUACUUAGCAGCCCGGCCUUCUCUGGAACCCCGACCCCUUUAAGUGUUUACAUUUUUUUCUUUUUUUUUUUUUUUGAUGCCGACCGAGCGACCGACCCACCAUCACAAAAGACGGGGCGAUGAGAAACGAAACAUUUUAUUGGAAUGGCCUUAUAAUUAAAUCAAGAGGGUCCAACUCCCCAACUCCCCUACCAGCACAGUAUGGAGAUUAAGGAGCUAAAAAUUUUCUGUUGUAAUAUUGUCCGUGUCUUUGACUGCUUUAAGACCCUUGAAAGUUUUCCUUUUUUGGUAGCUACAACAGAGAAUUCUCUUGGUAGUAAUUCAUGUCCCGCAAACAAAUAAAUAUUCACUUAAAUUUGCUUCUGUAACCUUGCGUAAAUUUGCUGUAAGCUUAAAAAAAACGAGGAAGUUAAAUUUGAGAAACGAACGUAAUUGAAUUAUGAAAUACUUAGCUUCAAUUCCCGGAAAGGAAGUGGAUAUUAGCGACACAACUGACGCAUGUACGUGACGCAAAGCUUGGAUUGUUUGAUACCGCGCUAGGGAGGAAGAAAACGGCGGAAGGCUCUUAACUUGAGUUUUUUCCCAUAUUCAAGCCAUAAGACAACCACACGUGAGUACAUCUUGGCCUAACUACGAUCGAAGUUAACAACCUAAUUAUUCAAUCAUAUGAAUGAAUAUGAGGCGGAGUGACGCUGUUCGCUACCCGGUUAAAUCAGUUUUGACAUUCCAGACGCAUGAAAGGAAACUUUUUCUCUAGAGCUAGCAAGGUGAUCGAGACAUUUAAGCUUAAGAACUCAGUCUGAUGAGCAAUUACCUAGAAAAUAGGAAUAAACGAACGAAGAAAAUUUACAAUCAUAUCGAAAAUGGAUAUGUAGGAUAUGAAAGUAAUCUUUCCUACAAUACUCGUCACAUUAGUUGGGAGGGUCCGAUAUUUGUGCCUCCUCAAUGCUGGUUUUUGCGAGUUGGCAUCACAAAAGCAAAAAAUUUCAGCACUGGGAGGGAAAGAGCACAACGUUUUGCCGCAAUAUGGUAGCUGCACCGGAUGUCCCAACUUAAUGUGACGAGGAUUGUAGUUCUUGAAAAUAAUUAAUAAUGGUAGCUUAAACGCCUGUCCCGCGUGGGUUAAGUUAUUGUCACAGGCAGCGGAGGGGUUGCGGGAAGGAAUGGGGAACGGGGGGUAGUUACUUUCGGUCAUUUCGGUGGAAAGGCUUCGGCUGAAAAGGGAGCCUUUUCUAACAGGCUUCUCUUCAGAGGCAUAUAAAUGGUUUAGGAACCUCUAUCACUUAGGUAUUCAAAAAAGGUCUUCAAUUAACUUUUACAAUAGCACUGAUCUUACGGCCGUAUCAUUUUAAUAGUAUUAAUGAUAAGAAGUCGCCAUGUAAAGGGGUACUACCAUCUUACAAAAAAACGUGAGCCUAAGGGAUACCUUUCCUGUUAAUAUUGUUUUAUGAAAAACAGUAAGAGUUAAGAUGUCACUACGGAUCCUUUCUGAAUAAAAGGUCGUUGAAUACCAAUGAUAAUGAUUUUAAGCGGUCAAAAGGCUUAUCCACUGAACCAAAUUAAUUGUCAGCCAAGAAGGAUAAAAAAAGGGAAAAAGUUAGUUUAAAAUAAACAAAUUGUAUCGACAAAGCUUGAGCAACUUAGACUAAGCAAACUGAAUAUUGGUGACCGAAUUUCUAAAGUCUACAAUUUCACAAUAACAUUUUCGACAACAACAAUGAUAAUAAUAAUAAUAAUAAUAAGGAUACACACUUUAGUUUUAACAUAACAUAGACAACAUAAAAAUUAUUUUAAUUUUGUCUACGUUGAUGAUCACGAAAGAUACCUGACAAAUUAUAGGAAGGGAAACAAACAAGCAAAAAAAGGAAAUCAAAUCAGGGCUUAAAAUAAGUACACGUCAGUUGAAUGUGAGUGCUCUUAACUGCCCAAAUGUCUCAUGCAGUGGGCUUCAAAUUACGUUACAGGUCGGGUUUGGGCUGCAUUAAGCCUGUUUGACGCAAAAUAUGAAACGAAAUGAGACCGAUUAAGUGACUAAACAAACUGAAACUUUAAAGUUGUAAGAAAGCCCACUUUACUUAAUUUCUCAAACAUAUCGGAUAGUUACAGCUGCCAAUGCCACAAUCACAAUCGUGUUACAAUCGUCACUUUCUCCACUGAGCGCGCCUCUCCAGGGAUAGAGAUGUCUAUGAUCUUAGCCUAUUACUGAUCUCGCAGUGUCAAACUUUGGAAUGCUGUCCACAUUAGGGCGCACGUCACCUACACCACUUGAGAAGCUAUAUUUAGAAGUAGAAAAAGUUCGGUACGAAACCUAAUACAAUCCUAAUUUCCAUAAUGAUAUGAUUCUCUCCUACUUAAUAAGCCAAUUUAGAAGACGACAAGUACGCAAAGACAUGAUGAUAUAAUUAUCUCUACUAGAAGCCUAUUUAGAAAAUGGUAAAAUUAUUCAGUUUUUAUACCCUCAUUUUCUCUUAUAAACCCACACAAGACCAUCACACUGUGGUUAUCUCUACUAAAAGCCUAUUUAGAGUAAUAUCAAACUCUUAUACUCUACAAAAUCUACGUAAAAACAUCAGUAAAAUACAGGUUUUGCGACACGUGUGUUUAUGGAUUUCUGGACAAAAAAACCUUAAAAUGUGGUGUUUUUAACGCCCUAGCUAACUAUUUAUCUUAAAUGUUCUGGCAAUGUUCAAAGUGUUUGAGAUGACCGAUUAUUAUUAUUAUUAUUAUUAUUAUUUUUAUUAUCAUCUAAUCCUUUUUCAAAUUUUCUUUUUUUUUCCAAUGAUUUUACUACAAAAAUGAGAGAGAAACAAAUGAUGAUACUUAUGAAUUGCGAUCGAACUUUAAGGAAAAAACCGAAUGAGAAUACCAACGUAACCGAAAUUUUGUCUUUGGAAUCAGUAGUGCGACCAUUCUCUACUCUCCACUCCCCCAUCCCUUUCUGGGGAAUUGUGAAAUGGCGGUUGCCCCUGUGCAAAAAAAAAGAAGAAGGGUUUUUUAGUCAUUUUCUAUUAUUAUUAAUAUAUAUUUUUUUAAGUGGAAUAGUGGAAUAACGAGACUUUUCAAAUGGACUAAUGGGAUAAUGAAUGAGUGCGUCAUGCAUUCCCCUUCACCCUCGAAAUGUUCAAUUAUUUUGCCGUGCAUCAAUAUUUGCUUUUUUUUGAAGUCUUUUUAAAACCCGCAAAAAUUUUUCAAUGCUUAACAUCAUGACGGUUCAAUAUCACAAGGAAAGACUUUCUCGCAGAAGCUGCCGAUUUUUCAGGAUUUUUGAAAGAGCCAUGGCCGUUCAUUUUUAGCCAAUUUACGGCUAAGCCAAUGAAAAUAAAGGAGUCUUCAGGUAAGUAUGGAUUUAGAGUGAACGUUUCUACCUUUUUGCUUCUCGUUUGCUUCGUUUGCUCUCAGUAAUGGAUUGGGUGUUUUCGUCAUCGCAUCCGGCAAUGACAGGUGGCGUGAUAGACCGAAAGGCUUUCCACUUCUUUGAAAAUUGUGGUUUUAAUAAAUGAGUCUACAUAAAGUACAUAUUGCCUUGGACCCACGCAAUGGACAAAAAUGCGGUAAAACAUGACGUGUUUGAAUAAGAACUGUUCAUUUUUAACUAUCCAGAAAGGUGCGAGGGCAUCAGAUUGCUAAUGGUCAGGCAAACAAUCGACGCUCAUUUUUAUGAUCGUGUUUGAAGAGUUCGUCUAUAUAUCACGUAAGAACUUCAAUCUGUAUGUUUUCUUACUUCGUUACUCUCUUGUCACCCCUUCAAGCGCAGCGAGCAAAAAAUCUUUAAAAUUUCGAUCCAUUCUAUUAUAAGCUAGCUGCAAAACAGAUUAUUCAGGGCUUGAGAGUAGAUUGAGUUCCUAGUUAACUGUUCCUUAUAAACUCUUAUAGGUGACUGUAAGCUCUUAUUUACUAGGUUUUUCUCUAAGCAGUAUCUGCCUUAAAAUCUUGUUUCUACUAUUUCGUCAGUGGAGCAUAUAUAGUGAAAUGUUGUUGUCAUAUGUUCAAGGGCAAAAAAAAGAAAAGAAAAGAAAACUUUGGACUAUAAACCUUAUCAGUCUUCGUCAUGGCUAAAUAUACAAGCUUUUUUUUUAGUAUGAAAGUGAAUCAUGCAAUUUACCAAUAUUAUUGUUUAUGCCGUUGUUUUUGUUAACUGAGGUGUUAGAAAAAUCAUCUAGGAGGAAAUCAGUGGGGUAACUAGAAUAUUCCUGACAAGAUAAAAAUGCCGACAGAAUCCCGAGCGAGUUUUUUCCAUUCAAGCCAUACAACUGUAUACACUGUUCCCUGAUUUGCAAGUCAGUCGAAACUCGUAAAACAGUUUCUGCUAAAUUGUUAUUUACUAAACAACCAAAUAAUUAUUCAACCCAUUCUAUAUUACUUAGUAUAACUUCAUACAGUCAGUAGCACAAAUCAGCCAGUACAGGGACAUUUUAUAGUGACAGUAGCUAAGGAAAGGAAGGGGCCCAAAAAGAAGUACUUAAAGCCUGCGAUCCUUAGAUGAAGGCACUAAAACUGAUGAUAAUAUAACAAUAUGGCGGGCUAAAGGUUUAACGUCGUUGUGCCGACUGAUCAUGAACUGAAACUCUUGGGAUCGAAGUUGGCUAUUAAAAAAAAAAACAUCUUUAUUCAUUGCUCUUCUUUUUUUUUUUUUAUCACACCGACUUAUUUUGUUAUUUUGAAUUUUGUAUCCCAAAUCAUUCCAGGUACUUCUGCUGGCCGUGGCAUGCUGUUGUUUAUUUGCUUAGCGUUUUUCUACUUCCAUAAUGCGGAAACAUCCCAGUGCGCCUCGAUGGAAAAUCAACAUACAGGUAUAGAUAGUACGCUAGCUAGUAUAGACCGUUCUGUGCUUUGCCGUCGAUGUCCGGUCAGUAUGGACUAUUUUUGGUUGAAAGAAAGAAACUGUUUGGGAGUUUGCCCGCCCAAUUUUUGGCAAUAUAUAAGAGAACAGUUUUUGACCUUUUAUGACCAUUUUACCUCUAAGUUAGCCUGCAUGACAGGCGCUUUAUGAGCCAAGCGGGGCGAACGAGUAGUAUAUAUCUCGAAACGAAAGGGCUUAACACAGGAAGGGGUCAUGUGGGACUACCUUCUGUAGCUGCCUUUGGAGAGCUUCCCGACACAUCGUAAACCUAAAACAACUACCUAUGGUCUUAACUCCUUUUCUUACUUUUCAGCUAAGCAGUGGAAUGCACUGCCGGACUUUUUUCGUACCAGUUUUUUUGCAGACUUUAAGACUAAAAUACAGGAUGUUACCUUCAUGUAGAUUCUUUUUGCCUGACAUACUUAAACUUAAAAUUGUGAAUUGUAAAUGAUAUUUUCUUUCUUUGCAUUUAAUGUAUAUAUAUAUUUUCUAUAUAGUUUUUAUGUAGUGUCAGCUCGAAGAUAUUAGCUUGUUAGCUACCCUAAAAUUCGAGUUUAAAUAAAGUUUUAUGUUAUUAUGUUAUGUUAUGUUAUCGAACAAUGAUUGAAAAGUUACCGUAUUUAUUGUUACUCUUCAGGCAUUAACUGAUUUUUAAAUAAACCGUUUUAAAAUCGAUGCUCACAAUGGCCCACAUGCUGGUUCGUAAACAAUCUAUCUAGUAAACCUAUUGUAGUAAGUCCACGUCGGUAAAUGAUUUUAAAGUAUUGUUACCUCUAUGUAUCCUUAUAACUAACAAUUUUCUAAGACACCUAUAGUUAACACUUUGCACUUUUUAAUUCAACUCCUUACAGUUUCUUCCGCUCCUACUCUUACCAUCAACACCCUCCCGGAAGAAGAGGUGUUACCUAUAGGGUCCAACGUAACAGUAACUUGUACCAGUAACACUUCGAAAGAUGGUAUUGCCGACCCAAUAUACGACAUGCCAUAUUGGAUGCAAAUCGAUUUCGGCCAAGAUAGCCGUUUAAUCACGAUAAAAAGUUGCGGUGGUCGCAGAAGCGACAGGGAGCAAAGCAAGGUUUGCAGCUAUGUCAUUCACAAUGCAUCAAGGAGCGAUUCUGUUAAUUACACCUGUUGGACUAGAAAUUCUUGGAAAUGCACAAUGGGGUAUAUUCAGUUAGAUUUCAAAGGUAAUAUUGACUUACAGUGUGUUGAAUGUUACUGUAUUUAAUAUUACAAUAAGUGUACGUGAUUUCUACGAAAAAAUAAACAGAAAAAAUUAUUUAAAUAAAGGCUAAUCAGUCGAGGUGAUCCAACGUCACAAAAGCAAAUAUCCACCAAUUCCAUUCAGGAGUUCACCCUUUAUUUUAUCCCUUUUCUCGGGUGAUAUGAAAUUCAAUUUUUUGUUUCAAAAUCAGUUUCUUUUUUUAUUGUUUGUUAUUUUCUAUUUUUUUUUUUUUUGUAUUUUUGUUUUUACAGAAAAAAUUCCUCCAGUUUUCACUGUGAACCCUCCAGUACAAAUGUUAAUAUCUUCCGGUGGUAAAGCCAGCAUGAAUUGUAAGGCAUCAGGUUUCCCAAUCCCUGUAAUAACAUGGUUCAAGGAUGGGAUUCCUGUACCAAGGGCAAACACCACUGGAGACAAGGGACUCUCGAUCUUGACUCUUGAAUUUGUCAAACCAGUUCACCAAGGAAAAUACUGGUGCGAAGCAAACAACUCGGAUGGCUGGCAAAGAUCACUUAUUACAAAACUGAGUUUGAGGCAAGGUAAGCUGUCCUUCUUUUCAUCGCUGGAAGUCAAGGAAGUGAAUCCGCAGUAGAAAAACCCGAAUUUGCUUUGGCGUUACCAUAACCCAAUUUUAUGGCAAAGAGCUGCAAACACGUUAAUUUGCCAUAGGUAGUUGUUUGUUUGUUUGCUUGCAUGUUUUUUAAUAAUGAUAACACGUAAUUUCUACAAAGUCUCAAGUCUAGGUGGUAGUCCACGAUGGUGAUAGAGUGCCUCAUAAAACGUCAUAAAACGUUUAUCGUAAGACAGAAGACGUAUUAAAGGUCUUACGUUUUAUAGUCUCUACCUUAGAAACGUGCCCUGCAGCUAGGAUCUAAAGUACUUACAAUUAGGUCAUCUUUAUUAUUGCACAGCCUUUUGAAGACAAGACUUUUUCUGUUUUUUUCUUUUUUGUUUUAUCUCAGUGACUCAAAAAUGGAACGAAAAGAACUAGUAGAGGGCUCUGAGCGUUGGUUAUUGUUCAGAGAAAUCAGACCUGUUCACUCAGUAAGACUUCAAGAUAACUCAAUGAAGCGCUAGGCGGAGCCCACCCCAGAGCGCAUGCUCCAUCCAGUGCUGAAUCCAAAAAUCCAUGUCCGCUUUCCGCUCGCCUCUUAUAGGUAAAAUACGUUCAUAAAGUUGAUUUUCCUUCUUUUUUUUUUUUCCGUUAUUUUUCCUGCAGUGCCAACCAUUUCAAUUCAUCCGAAAAACGUGUUCGUGUCAUUCAAAGAAAAUAUUACUUUAGUUUCCUUCGCGUGUAAGGCCACUGGAUCACCACCACCUGUGGUAACCUGGUUAAAGAAUAACUCUACGCAGGCCAAUGCGACAGUCGUUGAAACUGAUGGAAUGUCCUGGCUCAUUCUUCUUCUGGUAAAAAAUGACGAAAACAGCUUGAACAAAUACAACUGCUUCGCAAAGAAUUUAGUAGGGAAAGCUUACUCUAACGAAACAACCGUGAUCAAAACACAGACAUCAUUUCCAGAUAAAGGUAAGGCUAGCUUUACUAACAGCCACCACGGGUACUGCUGUUAGGAAAAUACAGCUAACGACUCAAGCUCUGCUGUUUAUUGAGUUGAUUUUUAAGUACAUCCAACAAACUCAAAUCAGGGCAUGGAUAGCUCUUUCAGCAAAACAUUAACAACAGGAAAACAAGUUGUGGCUGAGAAGGCACUUGUGGAAAAUAAAAUUGAGACUGUCGUAAGCGACCACCGAAAAAGUGGUGUUAACUUAGGGCUGGUCGCUUACGAGAAUGAGCUCUCGGAGCUCUCGUAAUUGGUCUCGGCUGAUAACACCCUCCUCGUUCUAUAUAAUUCUUCCUAUGAUACUCAGCCUUAUCUUCUAAUAUUAUUGUAAAUUAUCGUUAUCAUGAUUCAUCAUCAUCAUCGUCAUUGUAUCAUCAUCAUUAUCAGGCUUCAGAUAUAUAUAUGAAAGGGUAGGGAUUUUACUCGUUGAAGUAUACGAAAGGUUAAGGAAAUCUGUAAUUUGGGUAUGUGAAAGGGCUCGAAGAGCUAAAAGAUUAAUUCUAUGGCCUCAUAAAGUCGAGAAAACGUUCUAUUUUUGUGAUUGAUUCCUAUUUAAGUAACAGUGCUUUUACAGCAGUUAAAUGGGCUGCAAAGUUCUAAACAAGGUAUGUAUGUGAAAGGAGUACCAUUUGUCAAUAGUAGGUAUACGAAAGGGGCACUUAUUUCAUGAAAAAUGUCAAAAAGGUUAAGGGGUUGGACCCCUGGGCAGAGCCUCCCCAUUUAAAAAUUGUUGAGAGUAUCCACCUCCCCCCCGCUCCCCCCAGGGAUGCGACUAAUAAAAUGGAAACAAUUUUUCCUUAGAAAGCACUGUCAUCUCUUUCUAUCGCCAUCCGGCAAGUCUUGCUGCCUCCCCUGGUGAACACGUGAUAUUUGCAUGCGCUGUCGAAGGAUCUUCAGCACCCUCGAUUAUUUGGCUGAGGAAUGGUUUGAAAGUCGUUGAUAAUAAGGCCCAGACCUAUCAGGGAAGAGAAAGCACAAUCUCAGAGCUGCACAUUCUUAACGUUCAAGAACAUCAUGCUGGUAACUACACCUGCAAGGCAGCAAACGCUAGGGGGAGUGGCGUCUCAAAAAAUGCAUUGCUUUCCUUAACAGGAAAACCUGACUCCGCGAAAUGCAAGUUAUAUUAA